Calidris pugnax (ruff) is the source of this 5181-nucleotide messenger RNA. RefSeq names its product ELMO/CED-12 domain containing 2 (gene ELMOD2). The record is from RefSeq and is a predicted model, not a curated record. Gene Ontology annotation, cellular component: membrane. Bases 131 to 1024 code for a protein of 297 amino acids. The transcript is spliced from 9 exons. Gene Ontology annotation, molecular function: GTPase activator activity. NCBI's taxonomy places the organism in Eukaryota, Metazoa, Chordata, Aves, Charadriiformes, Scolopacidae.
GAAGAGGGGGGGACGACGACGACAGGCGGCUUCCGGCGUGAGGAUGCGGGGGGCGGCGGGGCGCCGGUAGCGGGGCGCCGCCACGGUGGGCGCCGGGAGGCUGCGCUGAGCCGCUUGCCGCCCGCAGAAGAUGUUGGUGUACUUGUGGGGGUUCCUGUACAGCAAGUACCUGCGUUUUUGGCUGAAGUGGAUCUUGCGGCUGCUGACUCAGAAAUGCGAACUGCAGCGCGUCUUUGACGGCUUGAAGGCAGGGGCGCGGCGGACGCUGAGCAUAGAACAUUCACUGGCAUCAUCAAAGAAUAAGGUUUUAAGAAAUGCUGUACAUGUUGAGGAAGGUGAAGUUGAGAAGUGUGUCAGAGAUGUCAUGAAAGAAAAGAAAAUUGCACAGAAGGAUACGGGGUUUAAGACAAAUCUGCGUAUCUCCUUACUGCAGAUAUCAGGUUAUAAAAAACUUUAUUUGAAUGUGGAAAGUCUGAGGAAGGUCCCGUAUGAUUCGGAUAACAAAGAACACGAGGAACAGUUAAUUGAGCUUUGGAAUUUGCUGAUGCCUCAUGAGAAUCUGAAGGCCAGAAUCACCAAGCAGUGGUGUGACAUCGGCUUCCAAGGUGAUGACCCCAAAACAGACUUCAGAGGAAUGGGCCUGCUGGGAUUAGUUAAUCUGGUGUAUUUUAGUAAGCAUUACACCAACGAAGCUCGUCAGAUCCUCUCUCGUUCAAAUCACCCAAAGCUGGGAUAUUCUUACGCAAUAGUUGGAAUCAAUCUGACAGAGAUGGCAUACAGCUUACUUAAGAACGGUGCUUUAAAGUCUCAUCUGUACAACAUGGUCUCUGGAUCACCGCAGAUGGAACACUUCCAUCAGUUUUACUGUUAUUUGGUUUAUGAGUUUGACAAGUUCUGGUUUGAAGAAGAACCAGAAAGCAUUAUGCACUUCAACCAGUACAGAGAGAAAUUCCAUGAAAAAAUUAAGAGACUUCUGCUGCGUUGUGAUGUGAUACUAACCUUGCAAAAUAAAAAGAACCCUUAACUCCUCUGCAGUCUAUGAGGUUCUGCAUCAAAAAUGGAAUCAUGCAUUUGGAUGGAAGUUUUGCAUGUUUCACCAAAAACUGUUUAACGAUAGAACUUUUUCUUUUUUUUUUUUUUUACAUUUUUUUAAAAAAUAAUCAAAAUUCAGUUAAGAAAGCUUGGACAAUCAACCUCUGUUUACAGGUCUUUAUAUGCUAUUCUCCAAAGGACAGCUUUUAAAAAAAAACAACAAACCAACAAAACAAACAAAAACCAACCAACAAACCAACACAAAAAACAACCCACAAAUCUCAAGAGCCUCUGGAUCACUUGCUUUCACAAUUUCUUUUAUACCUCUUGGUGCAGGAACAUGAAGCAGGUAUUUAUGCUGCAUCGUGUUUUCCAUGAAUACGUUUAACUGUUAAUUGUCUUUUAAAAAACCUCUUUUAGUUGAAAUUACUCUGGUUUUAGACUUUUUGUGUUCUUGUUCUGUACGUGUAGUUGAUUGCUCAGUCUAUGUUGAAGUUCUCUGUGAUGAAGAGGCCCAUGAAAGGCAUGUAUUAGUUGCUUGUGAUUUUGGAGAAGAGGCUUAAUCUGUCAACACACUAACAUACUUACUAGAAGCUACUUCUAGCUAAGGAAAUUUUUUUAUCUAUGGAUUUGUACCAGCAAAUUUCUAUGCUUGGAAAAAACUCAGUUUGCUAACAAACAAAAAGAACCAGAAAUCAUCAGUGUGAGGAUCAGAUCCUCAGACUAAAGCUACUCCUUCUAAAAAAUAUUUCUACUGUAAAAGUCUUCAUAUAUUUCUAAUCUGACCUCAGCUGCUUGACUUAGAUACUGUAUCUGUUAUCAGCUCUGUCUUUUAGCAGCUAAUGGGGUAUUCUCAGUAGGAAGUACAAGAGAGUUAGCUUAGCCCUUUGGUAAAGUUCACUCAUUAAAAACUAUCUUUGCAGCUGCAGUCCCUAUUUUGUGAAAAUAAAUUCACACCUGAGUACAAGUCUCUAACAAAGAUGUAUUUUCCACAGAAGGGAUGCAACUGUGACACAUUCCUUAAUCUUGGCAUCCUCAGACAAUCUAGUCAAUAGGACUUCAUAUCUAUAUUGUGACUAAUUAUUGCUUAAAGCAACUUUAAACAGAUUUGGUAUGACCAUCACUUCUUUUUUCUAAAAUCUACUAUUAAAUAAGUGCCUUCUGCUUUAUUCAAUCAGUUUUUUAUUUUGAUUCUGUAACCAGAUCAUAGCCUUAGAAGCUUGAGUUACUUGGGAAAGGUUCUUUCAGUAUAUACCUAAAUAGCACACAGUGGCACAAAAUUUGUACACUAACAGAAGCUUUCAUGCCUCUUUUUUUUUUUUUUUUUUCUUUAAAAUCAUCUCAGGUAAAUUAGUUAACUUCUGGACCUGAUGUCCCUGAGCCUCAAGCACCUCAGGAUACCAUUUAGGUUUCCCUCUUGGUAGAGGGAAGGGGGGGGAUUGUUGCUCUGUUUUAACUGUUACUAUGAGAGUGUGGGAGCAACUUCCUGGAGAGUAGAAAUAUUAAACAUGAGAAGAAAAAAAAAAAAACAAACACAACCCCCUUUUUGUAAUGAGUGAGGUUACACUACAUAAGUAUUAAAUGUAUUAUUACAGUAUGUAAUACUACAUCUCCUUGGAGAUAAUCAAAACCCAACUGGACAUAGUCCUAAGCAGCCUGCUUUAGGUGACCCUGCCUUGGGCAGGGGGUUGGACUAGUUGAUCCCCAGAGGUGCCUUCCCACCUCGGUAAUUCUGUGAGUCUGUAUUGUGUAAUUAGUGACUUCUUGCACUGCAUCCACCCAAUUCCUCUUGAUCCCUUAAAUGUUGGUGAUCUCGUAUUUGUGAGAAAGCUCCUGAUCAGGGUAGACAGUAUAUAUGUAGGAGGUAGCAGACUUGUGUUUUCUCUUUAGGUAUAGAUGAGAGUUAAACAUUUCUUAAGUUUAACACGUGCAGGGUGGAGAAGGGUUUGUCUCAUCUGUGUGGGGUUGAUGCUAAUCUCCUAAAAACAAAGCAAUGUGAAGAUGUUUUAGGGAGUAUUUACGGUUAUGCUGUGGCUUGUGAGCUGAACAGCUGAACUGACUAAACUGGACAAAAAACUGACCACAGGAAGCCUAGUUCUUUUGCUACUCCCAGGUCCUGUAAUUCUCACCAGUGAGAAAGCUGAGAUGCUGUAGAGAAUGUUCUGAGAUGCAGGUCCUGCAGCAGGGUUCCGUUUCUCUGACCCUUGUAGAUACUGGACAUUACUAAAAUCUGAGGAAGGAAGUGGAAAGCAUACUCUUUCCCAGCGGCUGAGAGGUUUUCUGUUACUUUCUAGCCCCAGCUUCUGUCAUUUCCAUCUUCCUUCAUCAAUAAUUUUUGCUAUUGCUUAUAGAUCUCCUUUGCAAGCAACAGGAGACUGGGUUAUUUGAAUUUCAGAAGUGACCCUAAUGUGUUUAGCAGCAGGAGGAAAGGAGAUCCCAUUCUUUAUUUUCAUCUGCUGCUCGCUAGCAAGUAACAAAAUUGUUUGAGCCACCUCUUUAGAACACUCCCCUGGGCUAGAGUCUGCAGCUCAUUAGCAGCUUGAUUAGUUUUUUUUUUUAAAAAGAAAUAAUCAAGGUGUGAGCUGGGAGCAAACUGUGGCAGUGUAUAAGGGAAAAAAGUAAACCCAGCCUUCAUCAGAUGAGUGAGAUAUAAGGGAACACAUUAGUUUGCAUGUAGUAAUUAAUUAAGGUGGAUGUUUACAUUAGGCUCCAAUACCCCCUCCUAGUAAACAGAAUUUGCAUGUAGUUUUGUAUGAUCAAGUAGCCCAGUCCUUCUGUCGAGGAGUCACUCACUCUAUGUAGACUAGUACUGGGUGUCCCUGUUUUGCACCAGCCGUAGGGUAAUUGUAUUAUGGUAGUAGCUAGAAAAUAUAUGGGAAAAGGUAAAUUUGUGUUUUGGGAAGGGAAGAAGUGUGUUUUACUAGUCAGCGGUAUUUCAUAGGAACUCUGUUGUAGGGUGACAGCCCUGAGGCUAUGGAAGAGUCAAAAUGGAGGUAGGGCACCUUUCUGCAAGUUGAUACGAUCAAUUUGUUUACCAUCAGAAUUUGUUGCUCGUGGUGUAUUCCAAGAGUUUUAAAACCUUGGUAAAUUCUCUUGUUGUUAUUUAUUAACUGUCAUUUUUAAAGUAUGUAUUACUGGAAUUUGCAGGUACUGUUAGUUUUCUAACUUGCUGCCUCUUUAAAGCUUUCACUGAGUGAAAGCUUACAUGCAAUAGUAAUUUUAGAAAAAAUCUGAAGACAACAAGGUGGUUCUCUAAAUUUGUUGUUGUUCAUGUAGCAACUGUUUAACAAACUACCUCCACUUUUGUUGUUUAGUAUAUGCUUGAAACACGGUACCACUACAUGAACAAAUUAAUCUAAAUAGAAGUUUACCACAAGCAAAAGUAAAAUUCUAGUCUUUCAAUAAGUAAACACGUUGCUUCUUAAGUAACCAACUUGAUUGGAAAGCGAUUUGAAGAGAGUGCUGCUUAGGAAGGACGAUUUUAAACUGGUUGUGCUUCUGUCAUCUGAUACAGCAGUGUAAAGAACAGGGCAUUUUCUCCUAAAGGACAACAGGAAAAGGGGCCAAUUUAAGCACCUCAGAUAAAUAGUUUGGGAUUUUCACUCUUUGAAAAGCAAAACAAAACAAAAAAAGGCAAACAAAAAAUUAAUUUUACACACAAAUCCCCAAGCAUUCAUUUUCCAGAUUUUCUAUCCUCGUUUAAAUAACAAACAUUUAAAAAAAAAAAAAAAAGUUGCUUAGCCUUGUUUUAAGAAUUACCGUGAUGAAAAAGUUUGUAUUUAGUUAGGUGGGAGUUCAGCAGCCAGUAUUCUUGAAAAUACUGCUAGUGAACGCGUAGUAAAGACGUAACCUGGUGUUUCUUUCUGUCACACUUGUUUUGUGUUGCUGUAGUGCAAUGGUGAUCGACCUUUGGACCGAUGUUUCGUGUGUCAGUCUAUAUAUUGUCUUUCUCUAGGGAAGAAAAAAAACCAGCCCACAACAGCUUGGGGGCAGUUUCUUCUUACCACACUGUGCUUAGGUAGCUGCAUACUAAUAGAAAUUUCUGUUUACCACAAUAUAAAAGCAAUAAUGUAAACUGUGAUGUCUGUGUAGUGGAAAGAGAUGUUUACAAUGGUAGCAAAUAAACGAGUUAUUCCAAAAUACUGUCAA